Messenger RNA from Neltuma alba, 2133 nucleotides. RefSeq lists its product as uncharacterized. The record is from RefSeq and is a predicted model, not a curated record. NCBI's taxonomy places the organism in Eukaryota, Viridiplantae, Streptophyta, Magnoliopsida, Fabales, Fabaceae. Gene Ontology annotation, molecular function: protein dimerization activity. Bases 1 to 2133 code for a protein of 710 amino acids. The transcript has 6 exons.
AUGUCAUCCCAACCACAAGAAGUAUCUGGUAGUGCUCCAUCUACACAAUCUGUGAGAUCGAAGGCUGAUCCUGCAUGGGAACAUUGUGUUCAAUUGGGAGAAAAUUUGAAAGAAAUUGAAGAGAAGAAAGGUAAGAAACAAGAUAUAUAUGAGGAGGACAAUCCCUAUGGUCCUAGUGUCACACCAUUUGAAGGGGAUGCUCCAAAUUUGCAAGAGGUUCCUCCGACACAGAUUCAAACUCCUACUCCAACUUCUUCUCAGCAAAAUAUUCAAACUUCUGCCUUAAGACCAUCUCAAGCUAUGAAAAGAAAGCCAUCUGCACCAAUAGACAAAUUCUUUGCCCCAAGGACAAGUCCAGGUGCACAACUGGGAAUUAGAAAUGCGUUUGCAGGUAAGGAAGCUGUGCAUAGAGCAGACUUAGCUAUGGCUAGGUGGCUCUAUGAUUGUUGUAUUCCAAUUAAUGCUGUUAAUUCUCCUUACUUCCAGCCUAUGAUAGAUGCUAUUGCAGCUAUUGGACCUGGUUAUAAAGGGCCAUCUUAUCAUGCUUUUAGAACCAAAUUACUACAAGAUAUGAAAAAGGAGGUUCAAUUAGGGAUUGUGUUCAUUAAGUCUGUUGAUGCCUCAGAUAUUGUGAAGGAUGCUCAAACUCUUUGUAACUUAUUCUUGGAAAUGGUUACAUUUGUUGGUGUGGAUAAUGUGGUUCAUUUGGUAACCGAUAAUGCAGCUAAUUAUAAAGCUGCUGGGAGGUUAUUAACUGACAAGCAUCCUUCUAUAUAUUGGUCUCCAUGUGCUGCCCAUUGCUUAAAUUUGAUUUUAGCGGACAUUGGCAAAAUGGCUCUUGUUACUAGUUUGGCAUCAAGAGCUUCAAAGGUUUCAAAAUUCAUUUACAAUCAUGCAUUUUUGCUUGCCUGGCUGAGAAAAAGAGAAGGUUGGAAAGAAAUCAUCCGUCCAGGACCUACACGGUUUGCUACCACAUUUAUUGCAUUAAAAAGUCUUCUUGAUCACAAGCAUGAUUUACAAGCCCUGGUAACUAGCAAGGCAUUUUUAGAUUCCAGAUACUGUAGAGAUCAGAGAGCCAAAGAUGUAACAUUGAUUAUAUUAGAUAACAAGUUCUGGAAUGAUUGUAAGAUUAUUGUUGAAGUUGUGAAACCACUUGUUCGGUUGUUGAGAAUAGUUGAUUCUGAUGAUAGGCCUUCACUUGGAUAUAUCUAUGAGGGUAUGUAUAGGGCAAGGAAAGCUAUCAAGAGUACUUUCAUGAACAAAAAAACUUUAUACAAGCCUUAUACAAGAAUUAUUAAGAGAAGGUGGGAUACACAGCUUCGUCAAGAUCUUCACACAGCAGCUUAUGUCUUAAAUCCUGCUUUUCUUUAUGACCAGGCUAACUUUUCUCAAAAGCCAGAGGUUAUGAAUGGAUAUCUUACAGUUAUAAAUAGAAAAGUAGCUUCCAAUAAGACCAAGUUCUUGCAAGAAGGCACACAGUACCAAAAUAGAAGUGGUAGCUUUAGUCAUCCUUUGGCCCUUGAAUCUGCAAAAUCAAUGCGACCUGAUGAAUGGUGGCGAUAUUUUGGAGGUAGUUGUCCAAAUGUGAAAAAGUUGGCUAUUCAAUUAUUAAGCCAAACUGCAUCUUCAUCAGGUUGUGAAAGGAAUUGGAGUGUCUUUGAAAGAAUACACUCUAAGAAAAGGAACAGGUUGGAGCAUAAAAGGCUGAAUGAUCUUGUCUUUGUUCAUUACAAUUUUCGUUUGAGGAAUAGAGUUGUUAACAAGAACAAAACUUUUGAUCCUAUUGAUUAUGAAAGUAUUGAUAAGAUUGAAUACUGGAUAACUGAAGAAGUUGAUUCUCCUCCACUUUCAACAUUUCGUGCUGAUGAGAUCGAAGAAGACAUCAUUUAUGAUGAUACAACACUACCAAUGCCAAAUGUUUUCAUCAAUGAAGAAGAUAAUUAUGAAGAGAGAGGCAAUGAGGCUCAAGUUGAGUAUAGAUGCUUUGACACUGGAGUUGGAGCAGGUGUUGAUUUGGGAUCAUUUUCUCAACAAGACAUUGAUAGUCACAGUGCAGAGGCUGCAGACCCAGAUGCCUUUUUGGAGACUCAUGCUUGGCUUAAUCAAGAUCCUCCAAUAUUUGACAAGUCAUGA